AGUGUAAAUAAAACCUUCACCAAAGUGCUAUAAAAUUCAUUUCUGUUAACGCCAAAGAGAGACGUUUAAAGACAUUAGUCACUGACUGACACAUUUAAAAUUUAGUUUGAUUUGAAAAGGAAGAGUCUUCGAAAUGUCCUACGAGCUGCUGCCGCUCGAGGUGCUGGAGCAGAUUCUGGACAAUGUGAAAUUUUCCGAUUUGCAGAAUGCGGCGCUCGUGUGUCGUCAGUGGUGCCUCGCGGCGGAGGUGUUGAUCCUGCGGAAGUCCUGCCUCACGGUGCACGAUUCGCUGGGCGGAAGUCAGCUGGAGGGGUUGCGGCAGAUUGGCCGGAACCAUGUCACGAUCUGUUUGCGGGAGUUGAACAUGUGGGAGGAGAUACGGCCCGCGCUGGACGUCUGCCGGCAGAAGUUUCGUCCCCGGUCGAUCCGGAUCAGUGGCAUUUUGGCGGACCAUUUGAAUCGGUUCUAUCGGGAGUAUCGGGAUUGGGUGCAGGAUGUGGAGCAGGUUCGUGUUUCGCUGGACGAUCGGUUUGUGUACUACUUUGAGGAACUGCCGGCCAAGUAUGUGUUGAAUUUUCCGAAAGCUAAGUACUUGAACUGGUACGAGUGCUUGUACGGUGCUGGAGAGAAGACCGUCACGCUGAAUGCUCCAAAUCUUCAGGAAGUCGUAAUAGAUGAUAGUUUGGACGACACUUCGGUAUUGAAACUUCCUGGCUGUACGAAAAUCGACAAACUCAACUGCACGUUCUACACUAAGAAGAUGGAGGACAUAUUCGACAGUCCUUUCUCAAAUCUUGUCCAACUCUGGCUGUGCAUCUACAACGAACUGGAAAGCGUGGCGUUCCUCGACAAUUUGUACAACCUGGUCAAACUCAACCUCUCCAUCACGUACAGUAAAAACCACAUGCGCGAGCUAUCCUGGAAGGUCUCCGAGUCCAUCUGCAAAUGCCACCAACUUAAGCAUCUCCAGUACAUCAUCAUCUACGACAUUUCCCCCAAUUGUACAGUUAACCUAUCGAAAAUAGCGCAGAACCUCGUCAACCUGCAGUCCCUGGACCUCGGCAACCUCUUCAUCGAACUGACCGACCAGGUGCUCCGCUUCCCGUCCCUCAAAACGAUGAAGCUGGACGGCGUAGACUUCGCCAACCAGUCCGCCAGCAUCCGCUUGGACGCCCCAGCCCUCCGAUCGCUCUCAAUAUCCGCGCGCCAUCUUCGCCGCAUUCACUGCAUCAACGAGAGUCUCCUGCGCCAGCUGGACGCCGACCUGGAAACCCUCAAGCUCGAGGAAGCCUUCCUUGCGCACGUGGUUCCAUUUCUGCAGCGAUUCUCCAAAGUACGCGAACUGACCGUCGCCAACCACAACCAUCACGAGAAAAACGCCGACGAUAGCUUUCCGCCCACGGUGCACCUCACGGUGGACAAGCUUUGCUUCUGCAACGUCGGCAUUCGGCUGGAGUGCUUCCGGACGGUGGCCGCGUGGAGCGGCUUGAAGGAGCUGCACCUGGACAACUGCUUCAUCGGAACCGGCGAAGAGGAGGAAUCGGUGGUACUUACCAAUGUGAGGCAAAUGCGCGUGUCCCGCGUGCAGCUUUCGGAUCCCGUGAGCAAGGAGUUUCCAAUUGUGCUGCGGGGGAGCGAACCGGUGCCGUUCGAUGAUUACGAUUCGGAGAUUUACUUCAGCAAUUGUUGAGGGUUUUGGGCGGGAUGAGAAGUUUUUAUUUAUACUUGUUUGCAAGUUUUAAUAAUUCAAGCUAACUGUAGCAUUUCAGUUGAUUGACAAUUGAUACAAUUUACAAGUGCAUAUAAUAUUUAAUCUGAUAAGUUAAAUUAACUCGGUGACAUAAAUUUAAGUUAAAAAUAUAUUAUUUAGUCUGAGCGAUCAGGCCUUCAAUUG
Messenger RNA from Culex quinquefasciatus (southern house mosquito), 1894 nucleotides. RefSeq lists its product as uncharacterized. The transcript is spliced from 2 exons. Gene Ontology annotation, molecular function: protein binding. The record is from RefSeq and is a predicted model, not a curated record. Bases 134 to 1690 code for a protein of 518 amino acids. NCBI's taxonomy places the organism in Eukaryota, Metazoa, Arthropoda, Insecta, Diptera, Culicidae.